UUAAACUGAAUACAAAGCAAUGAGACCAGUUGAUAUAUUCCAAGCAAUUUUUGCAUUUUUGGCUCUUGUCAUCCCAAUUUCGUCAGCCCAACCUCUUAAUGACUUUUGUGUAGCACCAACUGAUACCAAGUCCGGCGUGUUCGAAAAUGGGGAAUUCUGUAAGGAUCCAAAGAGAGUUACACCAAGUGAUUUUUUUUACUCAGGAUUGAAUAUACCAGGAAACACAUCAAAUCAAUUUGGUGUCAACGUUACUGCCGUAACAGUUGAACAAUUAAAGGGCCUUAACAACAAUGGUUUAGCGCUAACUCGCAUCGAUUUUGCACCAAAUGGUGUAAACCCUAUCCACCAUAACCCUAGAGGAACAGAGGUUAUGGUAGUCCUAAAGGGCAUUCUCUAUGUCGGUUUUAUCACGUCGAAUCCGGAUCAUCGUCUCGUCGCGAAAAUUCUACGUCCCGGAGAUGUUUAUGUAUUUCCAUUAGGGCUAAUUCAUUUUCAGAAGAAUAUUGGUAAAACUCAUGCAGUUACAAUAUCAGCUUAUAGUAGCGAAAGUCCAGGACAAAUAACAACAGCUAAUACAAUAUUUGGAUCAGUGCCACCUAUUCAAUCUGAUGUUCUGACCAAGUCGUUUCAGAUUGACGAAAAAUUGGUGGCUUAUCUUCAAACUAGAGAUUGGACUCGUCCCUAAUAAUUGGAAUUUUAUGCUUUGGGAAUUUUGUUUUUACUGUGACUAUUUCAUGCAACAAAAUAAUUAUAUGCCUUAGCUUGCUAUAUUUCUUAUUCUCGAGAAUAAAUCUCAUGUUUUGUCACAAAAUAAUUGAGGGUUUGCUCUUUCCUAUAUCAUACUUUAUU
Molecule: messenger RNA, 849 nt
Organism: Mercurialis annua (annual mercury)
Lineage: Eukaryota; Viridiplantae; Streptophyta; Magnoliopsida; Malpighiales; Euphorbiaceae
Product: germin-like protein subfamily 1 member 20
Exons: 2
Coding region: 20-685 (221 amino acids)
Cellular component (GO): cell wall
Molecular function (GO): manganese ion binding
Source: RefSeq, a predicted model, not a curated record